AUGUUCCGGACGGCCCUUCGACAGUCCACCCGCGCUCUCGGCGCCUCGGGUAGGGCUGCGGUAGCUCGAAAUGCCGCACCAGCAGUCUACAAUGCUGCCUCGAUACAAGCCCGGACCUACGCCGCCGAUGCUAAGCCUUCGCCUACUGAGGUCUCUUCUAUUCUCGAGCAGAGAAUUCGCGGCGUCCAGGAAGAAGCUGGUCUUGCCGAGACUGGUCGCGUCCUCUCUGUUGGUGAUGGUAUUGCCCGUGUCCACGGCAUGGCCAAUGUCCAGGCUGAGGAGCUUGUCGAGUUCGCCUCCGGUGUCAAGGGUAUGUGCAUGAACCUCGAGGCCGGCCAGGUCGGUGUUGUGCUUUUCGGUUCCGAUCGAUUGGUCAAGGAGGGUGAGACUGUCAAGCGAACUGGUGCUAUCGUCGACGUUCCCGUCGGUCCCGAGAUGUUGGGCCGUGUCGUCGAUGCCCUCGGCAACCCCAUUGAUGGAAAGGGUCCCAUCAACGCCAGCGAGAGGCGCCGUGCCCAGCUCAAGGCUCCUGGCAUUCUUCCCCGCCAGUCCGUCAACCAGCCUGUCCAGACCGGUCUCAAGUCCAUCGACGCCAUGGUUCCCAUUGGCCGUGGUCAGCGUGAGUUGAUUAUUGGUGAUCGUCAGACCGGCAAGACCGCCGUCGCUCUCGAUGCCAUGCUCAACCAGAAGCGAUGGAACAACGGUGCCGAUGAGGACAAGAAGCUUUACUGCAUCUACGUCGCUGUCGGCCAGAAGCGAUCCACCGUCGCCCAGCUCGUCAAGACCCUCGAGGAGAACGAUGCCAUGAAGUACUCCAUUAUCGUCGCUGCCACCGCCUCCGAGGCCGCUCCCCUUCAGUACCUCGCCCCCUUCACCGGUGCCUCCAUUGGUGAGUGGUUCCGUGACAACGGCAAGCACUCUCUCGUCAUCUACGACGAUCUUUCCAAGCAGGCCGUCGCCUACCGUCAAAUGUCUCUUCUUCUUCGACGACCUCCCGGUCGUGAGGCUUACCCCGGUGACGUCUUCUACCUCCACUCUCGUCUCCUCGAACGUGCCGCCAAGAUGAACAAGACCCACGGUGGUGGUUCCAUGACUGCCCUUCCCGUCAUUGAGACCCAGGGUGGUGACGUGUCUGCCUACAUUCCCACCAACGUCAUCUCCAUUACCGACGGCCAGAUCUUCUUGGAGUCCGAGCUCUUCUACAAGGGUGUUCGUCCCGCCAUUAACGUCGGUCUCUCUGUCUCUCGUGUCGGUUCCGCUGCCCAGCUCAAGGCAAUGAAGCAAGUCGCCGGUUCUCUUAAGCUCUUCUUGGCCCAGUACCGUGAGGUUGCCGCCUUCGCCCAGUUCGGUUCCGAUCUCGAUGCCGCCACCAAGCAGACCCUCAACCGUGGUGAACGCUUGACCGAGCUCCUCAAGCAGAAGCAGUACUCUCCCAUGGCUGUCAACGAGAUGGUUCCCCUCAUCUUCGCCGGUGUCAACGGUUUCCUCGACUCCGUCCCCGUCGGCAAGAUUCUCCAGUGGGAGUCUGACUUCCUCGCUCACCUCAGGUCCAGCGAGACUGAGCUCCUUGCCACCAUCGACAAGGAGGGCGCUCUCAGCAAGGACACUGAGGCCAAGCUCAGGAACGUCGUUGAGACCUUCACUAAGAGCUUCCUUGCUUAA
Scedosporium apiospermum is the source of this 1662-nucleotide messenger RNA. RefSeq lists its product as uncharacterized. NCBI's taxonomy places the organism in Eukaryota, Fungi, Ascomycota, Sordariomycetes, Microascales, Microascaceae. The record is from RefSeq and is a predicted model, not a curated record. Bases 1 to 1662 code for a protein of 553 amino acids. Gene Ontology annotation, biological process: proton motive force-driven ATP synthesis; proton transmembrane transport. Gene Ontology annotation, molecular function: proton-transporting ATP synthase activity, rotational mechanism; ATP binding; ADP binding. The transcript has 6 exons.